This is a messenger RNA of Didymodactylos carnosus, 211 nucleotides long. The record is from the annotation of a GenBank genome assembly. NCBI's taxonomy places the organism in Eukaryota, Metazoa, Rotifera, Eurotatoria, Philodinida, Philodinidae.
AUGUUGUGUGAAACUAGACGGACAUUACAUUCAAGAUCGGAAUCAAAGAGUGAAGACGAUGAUGAACCAUCAACUCGAAAAAGUAUGAAAAGACAAUUUCGUAAUGAAAGCGAGAAACGUCGUCGUGAUCAGUUUAACCAGUUGAUUGGUGAACUGAGUUUAAUCAUUGGAGAUCAACAAAAACUCGAUAAAUCAUCGAUAUUAAAAGAAA